AUGUACAAUAAGUCAGACGUCCUGAUCGGGGCCCCCAGGGCCAACACAUCGGGCCCCAGUGUGGUGGUGGAGAGAGGGGCCGUGUACAGCUGCCCCUGGAACUCCCCGUCCUGCUCCCAGCUGCUCUUCGACUCCACAGAUGACCGGAAGAACGCGGCUGGAGCUCAGAUGGAGUUCAAGUCCAGGCAGUGGUUCGGAGCCUCAGUGCGGUCGUCCGGAGAACACAUCCUGGCCUGUGCUCCUCUGUACCAGUGGUCCACAUAUGGGAUCUCGGAGCGGGAGCCCGUCGGGACUUGUUUCCUGAAGAAAGGACAAUCCAUCGUGGAAUAUUCUCCCUGCAGAUCAAGUGGGACGUCUCCAGAGAACCAGGGCUUCUGUCAGGCCGGCUUCAGUGCAGACUUUGUAAAGAACACCAAAGUGGUCAUUGGAGGACCAGGCAGCUUCUACUGGCAGGGUCAGCUGAUCUCCGAUGACAUCACAGAGAUUUUUGAACGAACCAAAAAUGAUUACAUCAACAAGUACAGCAACACCAUGGAAACCAGGUCUGCAGGCGCUCAGUACGACGACAGCUACCUGGGUCUUAAGGAGCUGGUAGGAGACAGUGAGGAGGUGCAGCAGGUAGGAGACAGUGAGGAGGUCCAGCAGGUAGGAGACAGUGAGGAGGUCCAGCAGGUAGGAGACAGUGAGGAGGUCCAGCAGGUAGGAGACAGUGAGGAGGUCCAGCUGGUAGGAGACAGUGAGGAGGUCCAGCAGGUUGGAGACAGUGAGGAGGUCCAGCAGGUAGGAGACAGUGAGGAGGUCCAGCAGGUUGGAGACAAUGAGGAGGUCCAGCUGAUAGGAGACAGUGAGGAGGUCCAGCUGGUUGGAGAGAGUGAGGAGGUCCAGCAGGUAGGAGACAGUGAGGAGGUCCAGCUGGUAGGAGACAGUGAGGAGGUCCAGCUGGUAGGAGACAGUGAGGAGGUCCAGCUGGUAGGAGACAGUGAGGAGGUCCAGCUGUUAGGAGACAGUGAGGAGGUCCAGCUGGUAGGAGACAGUUACUCUGUGACUGUGGCAGACAUGAACGAAGACCUGAAAGAUGAUUACAUCACUGGAGUCCCGCGAGGAGACAAGGCACUGGGUUAUGUGAACAUCUUCAACGGCCAGAACAUGGAGUCAGUGAUGAACUUCACAGGGACACAGAUGGCGGCUUAUUUUGGACACUCUGUCGCUGCUACCGACAUCAACAAAGACGGGUUUGUGGAUCUGUUUGUUGGAGCUCCACUCUUCAUGGACCGAGGCUCCGACGGGAAACUGAGGGAGGUUGGACAGGUGUCUGUGUACUUGGGCCGUGGAGGGUUCUCGUUCCAGGAUGCGCAGCAUCUGACGGGUUCUGAGGUUUACGCUCGGUUUGGAUCCGCCAUCACGGCGCUGGGCGACCUGGACAUGGACGGCUUCAACGAUAUUGCGAUCUCAGCACCGUACGGAGGGCCUGACCACAUUGGUCUGGUCUACAUCUAUAACGGGCGCUCACACGGCCCUGAGCUCACCCCCUCUCAGGUCCUUCAUGGGAAAUGGGCGUCCACCUACAUGCCUGCAAGCUUUGGAUACUCCAUGUCCGGGAACACAGACAUUGACGACAACGGAUACCCAGAUUUAAUGGUCGGUGUGUUUGGAGCAGACAAAGCAGUUCUGUACAGAUCUCGUCCUGUGAUCAGUGUGAACGCCUCCUUAGACCUGACUCCUCAGAUCAUCAACCCAGAGGACAAGACCUGCACCAUCCCCAACACCACCACCGCCGUCUCCUGCUUCAAAGUGAAGUAUUGCCUCAGGGCCAGUGGAAACGGGGCGCCCUCCAGACUCACCUUCAAAGUGGACGUGACGCUGGAUCGUCUCAAACAGAAGGAGGCAACGAAGAGAGUUCUGUUCCUUCACAGCAAACAGUCUCAGUAUUCCAGAGAGAAGGAGGUGACCAACAUCGCCCUGGAGGACCACAUCACCAACGACCAAUCAAUGACCUGCGAGGAGCUGCUGGUCUAUCUGCGAGAUGACAGAGAGUUCAGAGAUAAAAUCACUCCGAUCUCAGUGACGAUGGAGUAUUCUCUGGAUUAUCAACGUGCUGCAGACCCCACAGGCCUCCUGCCCAUCGUGGACAUCACAGCGCCCUCUAACAUCACCAAACAGGCUCACAUCCUGCUGGACUGCGGAGAGGACAACAUCUGCAAACCUGACCUGAAGCUGUCCGUCAAGAGUGAGCCACAGCAGAUCUACAUCGGAGACGACAACACGCUGACGUUAGAAGUGAGCGCAGAGAACCAGGGCGAGGGCGCGUACGAGGCCGAGCUGCACGUGUUCCCCCCACAACAGGCUGACUUCACUGGGGUGGUCCGCAACCAGAGUCUGAGCAGACUGUCCUGCGCCUACAAGAAGGAGAACAACACCAAGAUGGUGGUGUGCGACCUCGGGAACCCCAUGAAGGGAGGAACCAAGGUUGUGGCCGAGCUACGCUUCAGUGUGCAUCAGCUUUCAGAGGAGGACACUUCGGUCAAAUUUGAUCUGCAGGUCGUCAGUUCAAACCAGUUCAGCAACACCAGCCCACGCGUCUCCAGCACCACUAAGCUUGCCGUGCUCGCCAAGGUGGCCAUCAGAGGGUCUUCGAACCCAGGUCAGGUGCUGCUGCCCAUCGCCAACUGGAAACCACGGGAGCCUCCUGCUGAGGAGGACGAUAUCGGGCCUCAGAUUCUCCUGGUUUAUGAGCUUCUGAACAAUGGCCCCAGCACCUUCUCCAAAGCGUCUCUGGAUGUGGAGGUUCCCUUUCACUUCAGGAACGGCUCAGUGCUGUAUGUGACCAGCUUUGACACCGAGGGGCCCAUCAACUGCACCACAGACACCGAGAUCAACCCCCUCAACGUGUCGAAAUCACUGACGCCUGAGAAGAAUGUGACGAGUGGAAUUCCUCCCAGAGAAAGAGAAACAGAAGGACGGAACCGCAACCACGUGAUCCGCAGGAGAGAGGUGGAGCCCAGGGACGCACAGGGAGACCUGCAAACACUGGACUGCAGUGCGACCGACUGCCUCCUGCUGCGGUGUCAGGUCGGGCGUCUGGAGAGAGGGAAGAACGCCAUCGUGUUCAUUUAUUCAAGACUCGACGUCAACAACUUCCUCAGGGUUGAAAACCAGAACCGCUCAAACUGGACUUUGACCUUCCUUCAAACAGCACCUCUGUGA
Knipowitschia caucasica is the source of this 3204-nucleotide messenger RNA. The record is from the annotation of a GenBank genome assembly. NCBI's taxonomy places the organism in Eukaryota, Metazoa, Chordata, Actinopteri, Gobiiformes, Gobiidae.